ACUGAAAGGACUGAUAUGACUCAGCAAAGAUUAGGCAGCAGCGGCAGCGAGCGGCGGGAGCGGACGGCCCAGAGGAUGAAGUGCAAGCCGAACCAGACGCGCACCUACGACCCGGAGGGGUUCAAGAAGCGAGCGGCGUGCCUGUGCUUCCGGAGCGAGCGCGAGGACGAGGUGCUGUUAGUGAGUAGCAGUCGGUACCCGGACCGCUGGAUUGUGCCGGGCGGGGGCAUGGAGCCCGAGGAGGAGCCGGGCGGUGCAGCAGUCCGAGAGGUGUACGAAGAGGCGGGAGUGAAGGGGAAGUUAGGCCGGCUCCUGGGCAUUUUCGAGCAGAACCAAGACCGCAAGCACAGAACGUACGUGUACGUACUGACUGUCACUGAGAUUCUGGAGGAUUGGGAAGAUUCGGUUAGCAUUGGGAGGAAGCGAGAGUGGUUCAAAAUCGAAGAUGCGAUCAAGGUUCUCCAGUGCCACAAGCCCGUGCAUGCCGAAUAUCUGGAAAAACUAAAGCUGGGCGGUUCCCCAACCAAUGGAAACUCCGUGGCCGCGUCCCUGCCACAGAGCGAUCCCUAAUGAACAGCAAAGAUUUCAGUAUUGCUUGAAAGAAUCAUUGAUGUGAACCAUUGAUCAAUGGACUUUUCAAGUAGAGGUGAGCGUUUCCAAGGAGACAGCUCAUCUGAUUUUCCUCCUACAUCUUGGGACACUCCUUAUCCAUCUAUUCCACUGACAACUCUUGCCCUGGUUGUUAUACUAUUGUACAUGAACACUCUUACUUCAACACCUAUAGCCUUUUGUUGUGCUUUUUUUUUUUAAUGUGUCUGCCUUCUCCAUUAGACUGAUAUCCUUGAGAGCAAAGACCAGGAUUUCUUAAUCUUUGCAUAUUCUGUAUAUGAAACACUACUUGAAAUAUGAGUGACAUCACCAAUUCUUUGAUUCAAUUCAUAUUUUGUUAUCACCAUAUGGCAGAACAUUCCUGUUUCAAUCUGGUGCUAGUAGAAUAUAUUGCUGUCUAGGCAUCAUGUAUGUGGCUUUCCUGUAUCAGGUGUUUCAGAAACUUUUCAAGCCAGUUGUAAGAUGUUCAAGGACAAGAAUUAUUACUCAUAUUUCUAUGUCAUAUCACACAGUGGCUAGCACCAUUUUGAGAUUACCCUAUCACAUAGGGCAAUAUUUUGUAGAAUCACUCCUUUGUGUAACAACUUCAGUAUUUUUGUACUGUUGUUACUUUGCUGAAAUUUUUAUUCGAAAAAUAGCACUUGCUAUAAAACUGCUAUAAAAUACAGUGAACACAAUAUUGUGAAUUUUUAUAAAAAUAAAUUUUAAGAUAAUAUACAAAUGAUUUAUUUAAUGUUUUUGCAAUGCCCUAAGCACUUAUUUCAUGUAAUCUUAACAUGCCUUUAGAGAAGAUUGUUUUUCUCAUUUUAUAGGUUCAGUAUAGUAUACUGUAUUAUUUGAUGCCAGAGCCAACAAAAACUGCAGUACAGGUAGUUUCCAAAGUUAAUUAUACCACUUAUUUGCCUAGGUUUCUUUUGCGUCUCUUACUGAUUCUGUUGGCCAAUUUUCAACCCCUUUCCAACACACUUAGCUGGGUUCUCGUUCUACCUGGUCUCUGCAUGUGAGAAUAUGGAGGACUGAGAGACAGCUGAAUUGUUACCACUUAGAAAAGGCAUUGAAGAAAAAAAUUCCUGUCAGAGGUGGGAACAGAAUAUGAAGAAUUUAUAUAGGGAGGACUUGGGUCAGCUGUCUCCAGAGAGCAACUUUAAGAAAAGGACAAAGAUGUUUAGGGAUAGUCUUAUGGAGUUUUGCCAUGGGAUGUGUAAUGUCAGCACUCUUACCCAGCUUCCUGCAAAGGUCUCAAAGUGGCUUUAAUAUGGUAGUUUUCUUUCCUUUGCAUUUAUAAAAGCAAUUACAUCAGAAAAAACAUGAGUUCCAUUUUAGGUGAGUGUUACACCCUCAUGGUACCAGUGAAAUAUUUCACAAGAUCCUCCUGGCCAACUUUUUGCCCCAAACUGAGGCCCUGAUGAAGGGGAAGUUGACAGAGGAGACCUGGAAGGAGCUGCAGGCCGCAGGAAAGAGUCCAGAGGACUUAGAGAAGCUGUUGCCACACAAGGUCUUUGAAGGAAAUCGCCCAACAAACUCUAUUGUGUUCACCAAGCUCACGCCAUUCAUUCUGGGAGCCUUGAUUGCCAUGUACGAGCACAAGAUAUUCGUUCAGGGUGUCAUCUGGGACAUCAACAGCUUUGACCAGUGGGGGGUGGAGCUGGGAAAGCAGCUGGCCAAGAAAAUUGAGCCUGAACUUGAUGGCAGUAGCCCAGUCACCUCUCACGACUCUUCUACCAACGGGCUAAUCAACUUCAUCAAGCAGGAGCAUGAGGCCAGAAGCCAAUAAACUCAUGCCCGGCUGCAGUCCCUUUGUAACUGGUCCUUGUCUCUCCUCACCAGAGAUGCGCUGCACAGUCUUUCCCAGAGCACCCUCUGGUUGCGGGCUUGGAGCACAAGCCCUUUGGGGGAAGCCGGUCUGGAAUUGCCACCCCUGCCCAUCCAUGUCCGUGUGCCCUCUGUUUUACGAUUGGCUGAAGUGUUCCAGUGCAGCUGAUUUUUCUGACUGUGUUCGCUUUGUUCGUGUACCAGAUAGAAAAAUAAAGAUGCCACAAAGGAAAAAAAAAAGUUAACUAAUUGUUAACUCAGUCCUUA
Molecule: messenger RNA, 2688 nt
Organism: Canis lupus familiaris (dog)
Lineage: Eukaryota; Metazoa; Chordata; Mammalia; Carnivora; Canidae
Gene: NUDT11
Product: nudix hydrolase 11
Exons: 3
Coding region: 16-570 (184 amino acids)
Biological process (GO): diadenosine pentaphosphate catabolic process; diphosphoinositol polyphosphate metabolic process; diadenosine hexaphosphate catabolic process
Cellular component (GO): nucleus; cytoplasm
Molecular function (GO): diphosphoinositol-polyphosphate diphosphatase activity; bis(5'-adenosyl)-pentaphosphatase activity; endopolyphosphatase activity
Source: RefSeq, a predicted model, not a curated record